AUGCUCCUCGGAGUCGUUAUUUCUAUUUUUGUACUCGCCAUAUCGGCCAACGCCAACUGCGAUGUGUCUGCACUCAACACCGAGACUGAAAAGGAGCUCGGACUUCGGAUUUGCCAUCUUGAGGCGGAGAUGCAAGUCGUCCAAAGAGCCUUGCAGGAGGUGAUGCAGCAGACGGACGUCACAUUGUACGAUCAAGAAGUUCCGGUGAUGAACAAACGCAAGAACGAGUUUAUCCGAUUUGGAAAACGUAGUGAGGGAAUGGAGAAGCGAAAGAACGAGUUCAUCCGGUUCGGAAAGAGAAAAAAUGAGUUCAUCCGAUUCGGAAGAUCCGAUAAAGGACUAGGACUUGACAAUGACGUUUCCAUGGAAAAGCGAAAGAACGAAUUCAUCCGAUUCGGUUAA
Messenger RNA from Caenorhabditis remanei, 402 nucleotides. RefSeq lists its product as uncharacterized. Lineage: Eukaryota; Metazoa; Nematoda; Chromadorea; Rhabditida; Rhabditidae. The coding region runs from base 1 to 402 and encodes 133 amino acids. Gene Ontology annotation, biological process: neuropeptide signaling pathway. The transcript is spliced from 4 exons. The record is from RefSeq and is a predicted model, not a curated record.